AUGACACAGCAUCGCUGGUGGCCAUGGAACCUGAUAUGCGCCCUCCUGCUUGCUCUGCAGGCUCAUAGCACUCCCACGGUGAAUGUGGGCAUGAUUGCAGCUUUCCCUGCUGGCCCAUAUCUCCUCGAGCUCUUAGAGACCGCAGCAGCAGAAAACUCGUCGUCGUACUUCCCACUGCUAGACCGAAUUGCGGCCGGACACUUUGCCUCAGCCUCUACCGAUGCUGCGUUGUACGCCCAGGUUCUCGAUGCCUUGCAAGAAGACGGCAGCCUGUCUAGCCCCGAGGCGCUGUCGACAUUCAAGCUUGCUUUAUCUUUGCGGUCCGCUGCCCCUCGGAUAGAGGCUCAUUAUCAAUACUACGCCACUGCCGUUGCAUCGGCAGUGGAUGAUGCCGCUGAGCCAGGGUGUACCAACUGGGUACUGCUGGAGGGAAAGCAAUACUGCACUCCGGAACUGGACAAAGUCCAUAGGGAGGGACUGUCUUCUCUUAGACAAGCAAAGGAUCUUCCAUUCGAUCGAACGCUCGGAUUGGGCAAAGAGGCCAUCCUCUAUGCUGACCCAACUUCAAGCUCCUUUGGAGACUUCCAUGAAGCCCUAUCCAAAGCCGCGAGGCAGGGCUCCUUGACCUACCGCCUGAGGUAUCGCCGAAGUGAAACUACACAUGCUUCAAACCUACCCAUUAGCGGCUAUGGCGUCGAGUUGGCACUGAAGAGAACCGAUUACAUUGUUCUCGAUGAUCGAUCGCACGAUGAAGAGGCUCACGCUGACACCCUCGCUUCUGCCACCAGUCUUGAUGACGAUGAGGAUGUUGCUGAUAUCAAACCAUUGGCAUCGUCAGAUCUCUCGUCACUUGGACUGAAAGCGGCAUCGUUCAUACUCCAAAGCGAUAGGCCACUGGAUACAUUGAUAAAGUUGACCCAGGAUCUGCCCAGAUUCCUAACAUCAGUUGUUGCUCAUAACAUCUCGUCGCAGAUUGAAGAAGAAUUGCAAAGUAACGGCGCACUCGGAGUGCCGGAGGGCAUGAACGUCCUCUUAGUGAACGGUGUUCAGCUCAUUGAACGUCAGAUCGAGCCAUUUGCCCUCAUCGAAAGGCUACGCCAAGAGCGUAAACUCAUUGACGGCUUCCGCGCCCUCGGCCUUAGUGGGAAGCAAGCAGUCUCGAUUCUUGGCCAUCAAAGUGUGUCUCUCGCCAAGGACUCCGAUGAGCCGCUGCGAUAUGACUGGACCGAUCGUCUCGAGGACGGUCGAGUCUUGAUCUGGUUAAAUGAUCUCGAGAACGACGAUGCAUACGAACACUACCCAAAUAGCAUUGCCUCGCUGUUGCAACGAGCAUAUCCUGGACAACUACCUCCAAUUGCGAAAAACAUCUUCACUCUUGUUGCACCUGUGGAUUUUACGAGCGCAGAGGAUGUCUCAUUCGUUGCGCAGUUGUUGUCUUUCGUUUCUCGAGGUAUCUCUGUCAGAUUUGGUCUGGUUCCCCUGACUUCCACACCGGAGGCCGCCGCCAAAGCCAAGAUAGCCUAUCACAUCUUGGAGAAUUAUGGCAUCCGCGGGCUCGUUAGCUACCUAGGCCGGCUUCAACAGGCUGCUUCAACGUUGAGUAACGAGGAACUCUUCGCAGAAAUCACGGCAGACCAUGAGCUCCUUGAAGACUCGGAAAAGAUGACGCUUGGGGAAGUUCUUGAAGCAGACACAUACCAGCAACAACUCAAGCUUGCUCAGCAAUGGGCUAGUCGAUUGAAGGUUGACACGCCCAUCCGGCCAACCUUUUUCAACGGCCUGUCAAUUCCUCGUGACGAGAGCUGGAUGCAAAGAUUGGGGAUGCAAAUCGGCGAAGAUCUUCAAACGGUUCAGAAAGGCGUGUUUCAUGGCCUCCUCACUGACGACGACUGGGCUCCGGGGCUAUUCCUGAGCAGAGCAAUCACCAGAAGAAACAGCUAUAUAACGCCAGACGACGAGAAAAAAAGCCUCAGGGUGCUCAAUAUUGACAAGGUCUAUAAGGAGCACGCCAACCUUUUCGAGGCCGUCCCUGUUCUCGAAGCUGCUGCCGAAUCGCAAAGGGAAGAUUGGGCAGUUGUGACUGUCAUCGCUGAUCUCACAACGACGAGCGGCAAAGAGCUGCUCCUAUCCGCCCUGGAGUUCAAGCGCCGUAAUCCCAGCAUCAGGAUGGACAUUGUUCAUAACCCCUUAGCUGCUACUGGUGCCGCUUCAGCGAAUGCUGCUCUGCAGGCCAGCCAAGGAUUACUGGGCGAUAUCCAAAACAUUGACGAACUGACAAACCUUUUGCAAACGCAUUCCGAAGACUCUAUCAACGACGGGUAUUUUGAGGCUCUUGAGCAGUUCCUCGGUGCCUCCAAGAUACCUUCGGGAGCCCGGAUGAUUAUUCUCAAUGGCCGAGUGAUUGGACCCAUCUCUGAAGACUCCCAGUUCGAUGCCGACGACUUUCAACAAUUCCUGGAAGUCGAGCGAAUGAGGCGUAUACUUCCCGUCUAUGGAGCGAUCGAGGAACUUGGCCUGAGCGACAAGCUGGCGACUCCAUUAGACGCCGCUAGGUUGACGUCCAUCACUGCCCUCUCUACGAUUUCCGAGUUGCCUGAGGGCAUUUUUGAAUCAACGUCAUCGGUUCGAACCACUCUCUAUGACAAGUGGCAAUCAACUCACACAGCCAUUGAACGAGGCGAUGAAGAAACCGCAAGCAUAUUCAUCGUAGGCCUCUUGAACCCCGUCAGUGAACAGGGCCAGAGGUGGGCUCCCAUCUUGAAGGUCCUCUCUGAGCUGGAAGGUGUCCACUUGAAGCUCUUCAUCAACCCCAUGAGCAAGGUUGAUGAGCUCCCAGUCAAGCGCUUUUUCCGUUACGUGUUGGAGUCGCAGCCGUCAUUCGACGAAGAGGGAGGCGUCCGGGGUCUAGUGGCUACCUUCAAGAACCUGCCAUCUGAAGCCUUGCUGACAGCUGCGGUCGAUGUGCCCCCCGCAUGGCUCGUUGCGCCUCUGAUCUCGGUCCACGAUCUUGACAACAUAAAAUUGAGUGCGGUGAAGACAGCCGUUCAUGCAACAUAUGUCUUGAAGCAUAUCCUCAUUGAAGGACACUCGAGGGAGGGUAAGGGGUCGGCGCCACGAGGUGCCCAAUUGGUUCUCGCCACAGAGAAGGACCCUCUCCUUACAGACACCAUCGUCAUGUCGAAUCUUGGAUUUUUCCAAUUCAAGGCGAAUCCUGGAGUCUACUCCAUUCGCCUCAAGGAAGGCCGCAACACUGAGGUAUAUGAGAUCGAGAGCAUCGGUGCCCAGGGAUGGAACCCGGUUGCUGGCGAUAACGGUACUGAUCUCGCGUUGAUCGACUUCCAAGGCGUAACACUGUACCCACGUCUCAAAAGAAGAGCCGGCAUGGAGAUGGAGGAUGUUCUUCAGGAAAAGGGGCCUUCGAACAACAUUGUUGCUAAGGGACUCAAACUGGCAGAAGGCCUCUUUGGCGGAAAAUCAAACAAGAAGUCGGUGUCUGCACAGGAACACGCAGAGAUCAACAUCUUCUCCGUCGCCAGCGGUCACCUCUAUGAGCGCAUGCUGAACAUCAUGAUCGUCUCGGUGAUGCGUCACACAAAGCACACCGUCAAAUUCUGGUUCAUCGAACAGUUCCUCUCCCCAUCCUUCAAGGAGUUUAUACCACGCAUGGCCCAGGAGUACGGGUUCAAGUACGAGAUGGUGUCGUACAAGUGGCCCCACUGGCUGCGGCAACAGAAGGAGAAGCAGCGAGAGAUCUGGGGCUACAAGAUCCUGUUCCUGGACGUCUUGUUCCCCCUGUCCUUGGACAAGGUCAUCUUCGUGGAUGCCGAUCAGGUUGUGCGCACCGACAUGAUCGAGCUGAUGAACCUCGAUCUCGAAGGCGCCCCCUAUGGCUUCACUCCCAUGUGCGACUCUCGCACCGAGAUGGAAGGAUUCCGCUUCUGGAAACAGGGCUACUGGGCAAACUACCUCCGAGGCCGCCCGUACCACAUCUCCGCCCUCUACGUCGUCGACUUGAGGCGCUUCCGGGAGCUCGCUGCCGGCGACCGCCUCCGCCAGCAGUACCACUCCCUCUCCGCCGACCCCAACAGCCUGGCCAACCUGGAUCAGGACCUGCCGAACCACAUGCAGUUCCACAUCCCCAUCCACAGCUUGCCCCAGGAGUGGCUCUGGUGCGAGACGUGGUGCAGCGACGAGAGCCUCAGCCAGGCCCGAACCAUUGACCUGUGCAACAACCCGCUGACCAAAGAGCCCAAGCUCGACCGGGCGAGGAGGCAGAUUCCCGAAUGGACUGCCUAUGACGAAGAGAUCGCAGCCCUGAGACAGCUCUUUAAGCAAGAGACGGGAAUUGCCGGCAAAGAGAAGCUUGCGGACAAUGGGGACUCGAGAGCAGCUGAGUCGGGAGCCAAGAACACAAAGAGCCGAAACCUUGAGGGUGACAGACCGCACACAAAAGACGAGCUGUAG
Messenger RNA from Trichoderma reesei QM6a, 4464 nucleotides. Its product is annotated as glycosyltransferase family 24. The record is from RefSeq and is a predicted model, not a curated record. NCBI's taxonomy places the organism in Eukaryota, Fungi, Ascomycota, Sordariomycetes, Hypocreales, Hypocreaceae. Gene Ontology annotation, molecular function: UDP-glucose:glycoprotein glucosyltransferase activity. Gene Ontology annotation, cellular component: endoplasmic reticulum. Bases 1 to 4464 code for a protein of 1487 amino acids. The transcript is spliced from 4 exons.